Molecule: messenger RNA, 3921 nt
Organism: Ogataea philodendri
Lineage: Eukaryota; Fungi; Ascomycota; Pichiomycetes; Pichiales; Pichiaceae
Exons: 5
Coding region: 1-3921 (1306 amino acids)
Biological process (GO): maturation of SSU-rRNA from tricistronic rRNA transcript (SSU-rRNA, 5.8S rRNA, LSU-rRNA); regulation of transcription by RNA polymerase II; chromatin remodeling
Cellular component (GO): nucleus; SAGA-type complex
Molecular function (GO): protein binding; snoRNA binding; chromatin binding
Source: RefSeq, a predicted model, not a curated record
AUGGAACCUUCAAGCGCCCAAUUAAACGCCGACACAUCGACUCCGCGGUCCAGUGCACGAAUCUGGCACGUUCCAAGACCCAGCAGCGCUCCAAAGGAGAAAUCAAGUAUGGAGAUAAUUACCCCCUUAACUACAAGAGAGCUCGGACCUUCCAAGAUCCCGGUAAUCACACCGAAACCAAACAAGGUUGUUUCAAGAGCCUCUUCGGACUGGCCUGCUCAUGGAAUCAGGUUUGAUGACGUGAUUAACGACACCUCGUUGACCCCAAUCAACGUGUUUGGCAGAGCCAUGACGGCCGGGUCGGUUGCAACAACAGCCACAGUGGUGACCAAAUUGAGCUCGAACGAGCUGAAAGAAGACGACUCGGUGUCGUGUUUCACCAAUUCGUCGACCUCAACACCUUGCAACCCAAAGAAGCGGAAAUUGGAAACAGAAGCGCUGCCAUUCUUUAAAUACAACAAGCUGGAGGAACUGUCCAAAGAGGAGAAAUCCAUGUCGAAAAUGAUGGCAGACCCAGAAAUGAACGCCUGGAUCAACGAAUCCUUGGAAACAGUGAAAGACUACGAAAAAAUUGAAGUGUAUGGCUUACUUUCUGUAUCUUCUGAGACCUCUGUUAGCAGAGACAGCGAUAACGGAGGCUGGGACCUUGAAACCAAGGGAUUUGAUCAUUUCGUCGGUGUCAGCAUCGAUGUUGAGUUGACCCUUGGUCUUCUUCAAGUCCAAGGCGGACACUUCAGGAACAUAUUGGUCCUUUCUCUCUCUCUCUUCCUCUUGCAAUUUGAACGAGAUACCUCUGACUGGACCUUUUUGAAUUCUCUUCAUCAAGUGGGUGGUGUAACCGGCGAUCUUGUUUCUGAGUCUCUUGGAUUGGAUCUCAGCGAUUUCGCUGGUCAAUCUCUUGUUGACUUCAAAGUCCAAAGUCAAUUUUGGAUAGUAUUUCUCGAUGAGCACCUUCGAGGCUCUCUUGACGGUCUUGGUUCUAACUCUACCCUGACAUGGUUAGUGAUUGAACAGCAUCAGUACCCGAUUUUUGACGAGGACUGGGGAGCUGACGAGGAGUUGUUGUUGAUAGAAGGUUGUGAGACUUUGGGGCUCGGCAACUGGCAGGAUAUCAGUGACUUUAUUGGGGGGAGAUCCAAAGAAGAGGUUGGCCAACAUUACGAGGACUACUACCUGAACUCUCCAUGUUAUCCUAUUCCCGAUUUGAACAAGACUUUUGAGAACGUUUCGACCUCGUCGUUUCUGCGCAAACGCAAGCAGAGACUCGAUUCGCGCAAGAAUCUGCCUCUACCUCCUCCAAAGAAGGUUUUGACGUCGAAACCGUUGUGUUCUGAUCUGCAGAAAUAUAUGCCUGGUCGACUGGAGUUUGAGGAAGAGGCCGAGGACGAGGCGGAGAAAGUGGUGCAAGACAUGGUGUUUGAGGACGACGAGGCGGAGAACGAUAUCGACUUGAGGCUCACAAUACUGGAUAUCUACAACUCGAAGCUGACUUUGCGUGCGGAACGCAAACGGCUGAUGUUGAAGAACAACUUGUUGGAUUACAGAAACAACAUUGCGGUCGACAAGAAGCGCACAAAAGAGGAGCGAGAUUUGUUCAACAAGUUGAAAGCGUUUGCACGGGUCAUGACUGCAGACGACUUUAGGGAGUUCACCGACGAUAUGCUGGCGGAGAUCCGUGUGCGCAAUCGGAUCCAGCUGCUCCAGGAGUGGCGGCGCAACGGCGUGACGUCGUUUGAGAACGGAUCCAAGUUCGAGAAGGACAAGGUGGCGCGGCUGUCGCGGCUGAACAUGGGAGUUGGGGCCGGGCCGAUCUCGUCAGGCCGCGAGCGGCACACGUUCAACUCUGUGCGGUCGACGUCGCGUCACCAAACUCCGUCGUACGAGUCGAACUCGAAGAAACGCGGCCACCAGCCGCUGGACAUCUCGCAGGCGUUGGACUACGACCUGUUGUCGGACGAGGAGAAGGUGUUGUGCUCGAACUUGCGCAUUCUGCCAAAGCCGUACCUGGCGAUCAAGGAGACACUUUUCCGGGAGCUUUUGCGGACCGGGGGUGUGCUCAAGCGCAAGAUUGCCAAGGACCUGCUCAAGAUCGAUCCGGCCAAGACCAUGAAGAUCUACGACUUCUUUGUGCAGCAGAAGUGGUGCAACGCCGUCGUUCCGGAGUUGAAAGACCUCGAGAACAAGAAACUGUUCACGCGCAAAGAGGUCACCAUGAUUAUGCGGCGUCGGACGGACUUCGAGCAGCGUAUAGCCGGGCGCGGAUCCAAGCCGGCAGACUUUCUGGCCUACUACCGGUUCGAGAAGAACCUCGAUCGCCUCAGACGCAAGCGGUACACGAGAAUGCGUGCUGUGAUUGAUACGCGGCCGUCUGUUUCAGACUGGGCCUCUGAUAGACGCAUUUUCUUCGUCUUUGAACGGGCCGUUAACAAGUUCCCAAAGAGCAUGGAUCUGUGGUCCGCGUACAUCAAAUUUGCGCGCAAGAAGGGCUCCGUUAAGGUGCUUUACUCGAUAUACUCAAAACUGCUGCAGUUGCAGCCCAAAAACAUCAACGUGUGGUUCAGUGCGGCCAACUACGAGUUUGAGCAUAAUAGAAACGUCAAGUCGGCUAGAAACCUGUUCAAGCGGUGUGUGCGGUUCAACGGUGAGAAAACAGAGGUCUGGCUCGAGUUCAUCAAGCUGGAGCUGACGUACUUGUCGAAACUGCUGCUAAGGAGACGGCUGCUGAACCUGAUGACAGAGCAGCAGCAGAUCCAGGACCUGCGGGACAACGAGGGCGACGCGUUCGAGGGCGACGACCUGGUGAGCCUGAUUCCAGACACAGAGGUCAAUAGCGAGCUCAACAAGCUGCCCGAGCUCAACACGGACGUUUUGGGCACCGCAGCUACAAAUCCGGUUUUGAAAGGUGACCUUGUGCUGGCCAUUUUCGACGUGGCCGCCGCAGCCGUGCAGAAAGACGCACCCGACAAGUUCGCGCGCGUGUGGGAGCUCGCGGAAAAGAUGCUCGCGCUCGUGGACUCGUUCGACGCCCUCGACAGACUGUACCUCGCCAACCACGUUGUCGAGUGGCUGGCGCAUGACCACGGUCACGUGCCGGAGGUGGUGCUGCUGCAGCUGACGCUGUCGCUGCGGUACACGGAGCUGGACGACGCGGAUUUCGUGGCCACGCUGCAGAGCUCUGUGCGGGCGUACCAGUCGUGGGCGGCCAAGAGCCGCCUGGACGUGGAGACGAAGGAGCAGCUCAAACGGAUGUACGUGGACUUUCUCACGCAAAAGUACCUGCUGCGCGCCAGCGGCGACGUGCGACAGAAACCGCACGUCCUGGUCGUUGACGUCGAGCCGGCCGCCAUCGAUCCAGUGCACGUCGAAUUGCAGCGGCACCUGGUCGCCGAUGAUCACUUUGGUGGUGUUGAGCGAGCUGGACCAGGCUGUGCUGGAGACGAUCUGGUUAUCCUUGGAGAGCAGCAGAACGUUCAAGUUUGGGUCGAUGUCGAAGUGGGAUUCCUCCACCACGCCGCGGAACUGGAACACCAGCGGCACAGUGACGCCUGUGGCUGGUUUCACGUCCAUGCGACACGAGAACGGCACGUCGUUGUGCAGGUACAGCUGGAACAGAUGGUACAGUUCGUCUUCGAACUUGACUGUGCAGGUGAUGCGUUCGUUGACGCCGUAUUUGAACGCAAGUGGGGCGUUUGUUUCCAGGCACCGCACGACGGGCUCGAGCACGACGUUGCCGUUGGCAUCGAACUUGUGCUCGCCGUUGUCGAUCUGCCGGGCGUUGCACGCGAGUUUGACCGGGUCGUUGACGGCGUAGGCGGGCAGUUUGGCCAGGUCGAGGUCUGUUUCCGGGAACGGUCUGAUUUUGGCCGCAAGGGCACACGAAAUCAGCAACAGCACACGAAACAGCAUCAAGCCAGGUUUUAA